UGUUGGAAAUGCAAGUAAAGGAGGGGAAGUAAAUCAGAAGUUAAUCAUGCCCUGAGUACAGGAGUGUAGAUUUACCACUAAUCAGGACUCAUGAAGGAUAAUGCUACACCAGGAAGUACCUUAACUGAAGAAAAAGUUGAGAUUGUGAUUGCUUCACCUAAUAAGAAACUGGCUGAGUUUAAUGUGGAUGUCUCGAAGGAGUCUUCAAUCUCAAUGGUACUCUGUGGGAAUGUUAACCAAAAACAAAUUGGAUCUUCAACUACAGAAGAAGAACCUGUGCUGGUAAUAAAUUCUACAUCAUCCUCAGAAGCUGAAAGAAUUUACGAGGAAGAUAAAGAUUAUAUAGCAGCUAAGCUAUCAAAGGAAGGAGACACCGCUCUCCAUAUUGCAGCUGCAGCAAGGCACACUGGUUUUGUGAAAAAGCUGCUUGAACAGAUGCAAAUGGAGGAUUUAACUAUCAAAAAUAAUGUUGGCAACACAGCUUUUUUUCUUGCUGCUGCCUCCGGAGAGGUUGACAUUGCUGAGGCCAUGAUGGAGAAAAAUGGAGACUUAGUGAUGAUUCGAGGCGAAGAUGAUAUGUUACCACUUCACAAGGCAGCUCUUAUGGGAAACGAAGAGAUGAUGUUGCAUUCAAUUUGGUAAGGAGGCACCCUGAGUUGGCCACUGCACGAGAUAAAAAUGAGGAGACAGCAUUGCAUGCCUUGGCUCGCAUGCCUGUAUUGAUGCGUUUUCUUGAUCGACCAGUGGCUGGAGUUUUGAAGAGAUUAUUCAACAUAUGUUAGUUCUUUUUAUCUUUAAUGCCUUCAGCAUGCCUUGAUUUAUUCUGACUUCCUAUUGUGGUUUCUAUCACGAAAUUUGUUUUUCCAUCUGACAUCUAUGAGCUAUUAACUUUGUAACUCACCACCACAUACUCUAAAACACUAAACAAUGGUUUCUCAUUUUGACACUAAGCUAUCCGUUUUCACAAUCAAAAGCAAUUGUAUGUAAGAAACAAUGUGCUUUCUUGUUGUCAAAGCAGUUAUUGAAAAUACAAGUGACAUGGUAGAGACACUUUAUUCAGCAUGGGGGAGGCUGUGGGUGAAGGAAAGGGAGAAACAGAGGAGGAAUAAUAAGCUGGGCUGGAGGGUUCAGUUGAAGAAGAGAGAGAAAGAGUGGAGGAGAAGUCUGACUUGGAGGUCUUGGAUGAGGGACC
This is a messenger RNA of Pistacia vera, 1192 nucleotides long. RefSeq names its product alpha-latrocrustotoxin-Lt1a-like. The record is from RefSeq and is a predicted model, not a curated record. Bases 91 to 642 code for a protein of 183 amino acids. Gene Ontology annotation, molecular function: protein binding. The transcript is spliced from 5 exons. NCBI's taxonomy places the organism in Eukaryota, Viridiplantae, Streptophyta, Magnoliopsida, Sapindales, Anacardiaceae.